AUGCAGUCAUCGAAGCUUGCCAUCCGUUCAUGGCAGUGCCACAUAUUACGAUCAUUUAACCAAGACCAAGCGCGACUGGACUUUCUUGACCUUCUUGACAAUGAGACAGUACUCAUUGUCAACGACUGGGCGAUGAAGUUUCUACCACAGAGGUACCGAGAAUCGCAGUCUGACUGGUUCGGAAAGCGUGGCAUAUCUUGGCACAUUUCCGUGGUCUAUAGAAGAUCUGACAGUCAGUUACAGUGGCAAGGAUAUGUUCACAUCAUCCAGUCAUGCAGUCAGGACAGUACCUCUGUGAUAUCAAUCAUGCAGGAUGUGCUUCGCUCUAUCAAAUCCGAGUAUCCAAACGUAACGAAGGCCUAUUUUCGGCAGGACAACGCUGGAUGCUAUCAUUCGUCCGCAACGAUCCUUGCGUGCCCUGUAGUUUCGAGUUCUACAGGAGUCCAGAUCAGACGCAUUGAUUUCAGUGAUCCACAAGGCGGUAAGGGAGCUGCAGAUCGCCUUGCAGCCACAUGUAAGGCUCACGUGCGCAUUUUCAUCAAUGAAGGCCAUGAUGUCACGAAUGCCACUCAAUUAAAAGACGCUCUUGUCUCACAUGGAGUAAUUGAUGGCGUCCGCGUAGCGUGUCUGGCUGCAAUCACAACGGCAUCACCAAUCAGCGAACCAGCGAAGAUCCACAAUGUCAGUAAACUCAACAACUUUGAGUUUACAGAAGGUGAUAUCAAAGCAUGGAGGGCAUAUGACAUUGGCAGAGGAAAAGAAAUCAAAGCCGAUACCUCGACAACAGGUAACGCACAGUCUUGAAGUUUUUGUUUUUGUUGUUUGUAUUUGGGACUGCCGACUAUUUUAAAUUUUCAUUAAAAAAACUUAAGGAUAGCUAAGAAACCCCUACGUAACCGGGAAGAUCAACUCAAAAGCAAUAAGAGCAAUGGAAAAAAUAAUACCAAUAUAGCAAUACAUACAAAGCUCCUAAAACUGAAACACAAUAAAAUAAUAUCUAUCUCUGCACUAAUUUUAAAAAUUACUUAUUUAAACUUUACCGUAGUUUGAUUUCUUCUCUUGAUCAUUUUAAGAUUUGUAAAACCUUUUAGUUUCAUUAGUAGUCAAUUAAUCAAUAUUGUAUUAAUAGUAGUUUAUUAUGUAAUUUUAGUUGGUAGAUUAUAUUGGUAGUUAAUUAAAUAAUCGAUACUUUUUAUUACUUUAAUUGUAGGAGGGCCAUUAUGAAAACUACUGGGUGACCAGUAAUCAAUGUCUUUACCCUCGUUAAAUAAAGUUAUUACUAUUACUAAUUUGUUCGUUUACCCAGUGUCGUUUUGACACUUAUAAAUUUCCCUAUUUACAGAAUCCGAAAACAGGUGGCUAGAAUCUACAUUUUCUCCGGGGAAAUUCAAGUCUUUCGGCCAUAAAGAGAAAAAGCAUGUUGACCACGACGAGUCUCCCAAAACAAGAGAGAGAUCCAGUGACGUACAGGAGAGUCAGACCAACCAUGGUUUAUACACUUGCCCCGAGAGUGGAUGUACAAGGGUUUUCCAAAGACAUUCGGCAUUAACGAAACAUCUGUCCUCUGAGAAAUGCAUACGGUCCUUGGAAAAACACACUCUUAUGGAUCUUGCUAAGCUUGGCUAUCAGCAGGUUUUAGAAGAGGGUGUCGGUGUCGUGCCAACCUUAAGAACCACCAGCGUUGCAAACAAACAAUCCAGAGAACGUUUAACAGAGGGAUGGGCGUUACGACCAGCUAAGAAGGCGUACCGUUUUAGUGAAAAGCAGAAGGCCUACCUCACUGCUAAAUUCAACAUUGGUCAGUCCACUGGACGGAAAGUCGACGCAAGUCUUGUAGCACGUGACAUGAGACGUGCCCAUGGUUCGAAUGGCGAGCGGCUUUUUAAAUCAACCGAAUUUCUGACCUCUCAGCAGAUUUCUUCAUAUUUCUCUCGCCUUUCCGCGACAACUCGCCAACAGACCCUCACCCAUGAAGCCGACCUUACCGCCAUUGAAGAUGAAAUAAACUUUUCCACGGCUAGAGACCAAGUGAUGGCUACUGUCACACUCCAACAUCCCAUUGUUUUUUACCAGUACAACAUCUGUGCCAUGGCAGAAGAAGACACAUUAAAGAGCUUGAAGGUUUCGUUGUUUCAGGUGAUUUGUCAAAGCCUCAAUCUUGACAUUCCCGAUCAACCAAUUCGCCGUAAAGCUCCAUACCUGAAGUUGCUCAAAGAAGCCAUCAGUAAUUGUGGAUGCCAAAGCCAAGGCUGA
Molecule: messenger RNA, 2253 nt
Organism: Porites lobata
Lineage: Eukaryota; Metazoa; Cnidaria; Anthozoa; Scleractinia; Poritidae
Source: the annotation of a GenBank genome assembly